Paraglomus occultum is the source of this 1269-nucleotide messenger RNA. Lineage: Eukaryota; Fungi; Glomeromycota; Glomeromycetes; Paraglomerales; Paraglomeraceae. The record is from the annotation of a GenBank genome assembly.
AUGGCUACUUCAACGGCUUUAAAACACCAACCUUCUCUUUCCUCAACAAAAUCUAACAACAACAUCAAAUUCCCAUGCGACCCGCACGUAGUGUACAUACUCCAAGGCAUAAUCCGUGACUUACAGUUUUUAUGCGACGGUGGCUAUAUCAACCGCGUAGUUUUCGAUGAGAUAAUAGACAAAUUACCAAAACCUGUAACUCACUUCAUUCCCAAUAAUACACCUGCCGCAUCACCUUCUCCAUCUCCAGUAGGUAUGCAUAAUCUUCCGUCAGAAAUCAACACGCAAGUAACAGUUUCGAGGGCAAGCGUCAAUUCGACAUCAAAUACAGAUUCGCCGACAGAUUCUCCGUUGAUGAAAGAUGAUUUUUUCGAUGUGGACGAGGAAAUUAUGAAGAGAAAUGUAAGUGAAAGAUUUGAAGAUGAGUCGGCGAUUGCGUACGGACGAACUAGUAGUACCGAAGAAGAUUCAAAUUUUUUGGACGGGAGGAUGGAAUAUAUGAGAGAAGCGGAAGAGAGGUCCUUGAGAUCACUGGCAUCGACAACAGACCACGAAGCUGUUACAACUCAUAGCGAUAUCACAUCUCAGUCAUCUCAGAAUCGUCGCAUGAUGCGAUCACCGGCACCGUCGACAACAUCAUCACAUGUAGCUAAUUCUAAUACACAUCCCCGUCCCACCAACGACAUGUAUCCUAAUUCUAGUGCGUCUAGCCCUACAGAAACUUAUGCUCCGUCACGUACUACGGCAAUAUCUAGUUUAGCAUUGCCUCCUCCAGCAGGUGAUGCGCCGAUGCCACAACGUGGACAGUCACAAAACGGACAACAUAUUCAACCACAAUCGCAACAACCAAGAUCAAGGAGAGCAUCGUCAGUUGCAGCACCGGCUUAUUUAGCUAUCGUAGAGGCAUUAUGGGAAUUUUCUGGAGAUGAUGAUGGUGAUCUGACGUUUAGAAAGGGAGACAUAUUGGAAGUCAUCGAAUUCGGUAAAUAUAUUAAGCGGGGAAACUAUGACGGCGGAGGAGACGAUCGGGAUAGUACGAGUAUAAACUUUCCGAUUGCUCUUGCCCGUCGUUUUGUUUUUCAAUUAAUUCUGAUUGGUGGCGUGGUCGUUGUCUACGAACAGGAAAAAUGGGAAUAUUUCCAAGGGUGUAUGCCAGAAUAUUCCGGGUUCGUCCUUCCACCAGACGAAUUCAUAUUACACAACAAGACCCCAAAUGUAGCAAUCAUCGGUAUAUCAACACAUUCAGCACCUCAAAAUGCUCAAGUGUAA